CUAGGAUUUUUCCACCAUUAUCACCACCAUCAGCUGCAGGUGGCCGUUGAAAAGCAUCUCACAUCUCUAGAGAUGUCUAUGGAUAGUAGACUCCGACGACUCCGACCCUGAUUCAAGGCCAAAUCCCAGUUUGAUCCACUGGGCAGGGGCCGUCGGGGCCACUCUCGUGCGUGUGUGUGGCAUUCGUCUCAAGCCUAAACAAACGGAUUGAACCUCAUUCAGGACCAGGUCCAACUGAGUGGGAUCUCCGUGCCCAUGGAUGACAUCCAUUCGGCCUUUAAGCUAAUACCUGGCCAUCGACCCUUAGCACACACAAUUGCUCUCCGUUCCCACUGACAGAAGUGCGAUUCCGUCCGCCCAUUAGCACACCCGGGUCCGCCUCCAUCGAACGCGGUCGACGUCAUGGACCUUCGGAGCCUGUUGUUGGCCCGCCUGGCCGCCCGGGCGGCGCCGCUCAAUGUGGUUCAUGUGGGGAUAGAAAACUGGAUCGUGUUUUACCGCGAUAGCUUCGAGCGCUGGGACCCCGAGGACGACCCCUACGCCCCCAGUCAGAUGUUUCUGAUCGAAAUCACCACGGGACGAUACGUUCAUCGGGCUCAAGGCCAUAAGGUCGAUUGUGGCACAUCCCAAGACUUGGAUUUGCUUCAAGCCAAACUGACGGAGGCCUUCCAAGAGGCGCGGGCUUGCCAGGGUUGGCCGCCCGCCCUGACCGCAGGCCCUCAGGCGGGGCCACCUCGAUUGAAGGCUGUCGAUUAUCCGUAUCCUCGGCGGGUGUCGCUCCAAUGUCAAUUCCUGGGCUCCCAGGAUCAGGGAGUGAAGUGUGAAUCCGAAGCCGCCCUAGAUCAUGGCCGUGGUCAUGGCCCUGGCCCACGAUUCAUGUGCCAUCCCUGUCGAGAAGCGGGACCGGCUGGCCCGCUGAGGGAAGCCGACCCGGCUAACGCUCACAACUUGGAGGCCUUGAUGCAUGUGAAGGCCGAGAUCCAUCCGCCGGAGGAAGAGGAGAAAGAUCUGGACGAGUCGCAGUUGUUUCCCUCGGAUUUGGCCCAUGUCUCGUUUGAUGAGCUGGAUUGUGAUGCCUCCGACCUUGGCUUCGAUUACGACUCCCAUGAGAAUGAGGACGAGAACGAGGACGACGACGAAGACGAAGAAGCCGACGAGGAGGAGAAAGAGGCACGUGGGCCCAAGAAGAAGAGGUUGAAAAAGGCCAAACGAGAGCGGGAAGACGACGACUUGGGCCAAUAUCUGCCCAAUGGUCGUCGCCGGGUCUACGAUUGCAACCAUUGCUCGAAGACGUUCACCUCAUCGCCGGGCUAUCACAAGCACAUGAAACUGAAGCGAGGCAUGAAUUGUCGGGAAUGUAAGAAACGAGUCAUCACCUUCAACGAUUUGAUCAAGCACGUGUCCGACAAGCAUCCGAGCCAGUUUGAGGAGUACCUCAAGUACGGUCAGUUCGAUGAGGACGAGACUCGCAUGCAUGUGCCGCGCAAGUGCAUUCUUUGUGAUAUGAUGUUCAACGGAAACGUGUUGCUCUACCGCCACAAGCAGUUAUACCAUGAGAUGGGCGACUACAAUUGCUCGGAUUGCGGUCAUCCUUGUCUCACCUACUACGAUCUCGCUAUCCAUUACUACCAGGAGCACGCCAAGGCUCUGGAAUACCGGAAACCUCACAGCUACGGCCUGGAUAUCGUCGCCCACAAGGAUGACAAGAUCGAGAAGAAGCGGGUCAAGUUUGUGUGUGAGCAUUGUCAGGCCUCGUACAAUACGGAUCCCGGGUGGACCUUGCACCUGCGAACCCAUCAUUCCUGGGGACUGUUUGAGUGCAAGCCUUGCGACGAAAUCUGUCAUUAUGCCCACGAAAUCUCGGCCCACCAGAUCAAUUUCCAUAAAGACAAACCUGAGGUCACGUGUCCCAGUUGCUCGAAAGUGGUGGAUCUCAGGGACGAUCGCGACGCAUUCAAUCAGCACUACAAGUCCUGUCCCCACGUGGCCAAUAAGGCUAUUCAAAAGAAUAACGGUGAAAAGAAAAGCAUGACGUUUCAGUGUCACUAUUGUGGAAAAAACUACAGCUCCAAGACCUCGUUCGAUUCGCACAUCAAGCAACAUCAAGGCAUCGAGCGGUUCAAGUGCUCCCAGUGCGACUACGGGACCAACACCAAGAAUGUCCUCUUGGACCACGAGAAGAUGCAUCUCCGGGAAAAGGGCUUGACCAACGCCGACACCAAUCUAGUGCUCUUUCACCAGUGCGAUCAAUGCGGCAAACAGUAUUCAAACAUUCAAGGCCUACGCGGCCACGUCAAACGGGUUCAUCUGGGCAUCAAGCCUAGUUAUCCAUGUGCAGAUUGCGAUCUAGUUGUCAGUUCCAAGUCGAUGCUCUAUCGACACAAGCGAGAGAUGCACGGAUUCGUGAACAACGUCAAGAAGAAAGGCCGACGAAACAUUGCGGGGUUCGAAAUCAAGUAGAUGAAUGAACACGGUGUGGUGUGAUAGAUGAUGUUCUAUUUAUUCAGUAUUCAGUUGAAGCAAGAGGUCGCGUAUCUUGAAAAGACACACUCGAUCUGUUUCCAUAUUGGCGAAGAAAUCGAAGUGGUUCCAUCCGUCGAAAUCGACAAUUUCGUUGUAAAUCACGUUGGGAAGUCGGUCCAUAAGUAAGGCUGCGUCCACGGGAUCAGCCAGAUCAUCCGCGUUGCCCACAAAUAAUGCAGUGGGAGCACUCACCUAGGAGCCAUGUCAAAGAUAUCCCUCCAUCCAGGCAUGACUAGCUCAAAUGAUGAUGAAACAUUCUCACCUUGGAAAGAUCGUAUUCCGGAGGUGUGUCUUGGCCAUACUCUAAUUGAUUGCGAACCGGUCCGUAAUCGUAGCGGGCGAAACGAUCCUUGUCCAAGAAGAGUUGCGCGUAAUGGACGAACGUCUGGGUGGACGUGCCUCCGGGCAAAUGAUCCAAAUAGAACGGGAUCAUGCUCACGUUCAUGUAAGAAUAGCUCACUUGAAAGAAGGCGAAGAAAAGGUUCGAGCACAAACUCGCACCCACCGGAUGUUCGUCAUCGCAGACCUCAUGAGCGAUGUAGUGCAUCAGAUCAGAGGAGGGCAAGAAUUCGUAGAUCCCUGAAAGAGAGACCUACAUGUUUCUCUUCCUUGCUCCAUUAGUGUCGAUAGGGUAGCCAGCGUGUAUGUGUCUCCAUUUGAAUACCUAACUCAUGGAUGAGAUCCGUGAUAUCCUCAGCGGCCUCGGCCAACAAGAAAAUCGGGUGGGUGGCAUGACCCAUGAAGGCCGGUGGACCCAUGAGUACGCCGGCCUUGACCUUGGCAUUGUAUUCAGGCAUUUCCGAGAGUAACACAAGAUAUUGACUGGCGCCCAUCGAGUAUCCAACCACAAACAAUUGAUCGAAACUCGUUUGCUCCAAAAUGUAGUCAAUCUCCGCCGAAUAAUCCAAACGUCCUGUCUUGUCCCAACCGAAAUCCCAGAACGCCUCACUUCCCAUGCCAGUGUCCAAAGUGGUGUGGUUCUUGGACCACGUGCUCCCCCGAGUGUUGCCCAUCCACACAUCAAAUCCUAGAAUGACCCAAGAGGGUAUUCAAAGUCUAGAGACACCUCUUGCAUUUGCUUCGUUACCGGCAUCAGCCAAGACAUAAGCCAAAGAUUUGGUGGGAGGCCCAAACGCGAAAACCGCACUGGUGCACAAAAGACAGUGCCCGAGGAACACGGGGGUCUUCUGGCCUUGUUGCCCAGGAUCCUGCACCUCGUCUCUGCCUCCAGGAAUCCGAUGCAUGGUUAAGAUAUAUCCAUCCGAAGUGGUGACCUGAUGAUCUUCUACGGGAUAUCCCCAAUAUUCGAUCAUUUCCACCUUGGGUUGAGAUUCAAUUCGAAAACUGGCCUUAAUAGAGCAGGUAUUUGAUUGAGAGGGAGGGUGGGUGUCUUACCACAGUCAUAACCGGAACAUCUUGAGUGCCCACAACCAAGCCCACGCUUAGUAUAAGGAGCAAACCAAUGGAUUGCGGAUUCGAUACCAUUGCGAUCGCGUCAAAAGCCCCCGAUGAAGUGUGUGAACGUGUGUUUGUGUGAUAUUGACCUUUCUGUUUAUCUCGCCCUUUCCUUCAAUUGCUGUUUUUUUUCCAAGUUCAAAUAUUAAUUGGUGCAUAUAUGUCCUGUUCAAAUAAACAAGGAUAUUUA
Molecule: messenger RNA, 4168 nt
Organism: Tigriopus californicus
Lineage: Eukaryota; Metazoa; Arthropoda; Copepoda; Harpacticoida; Harpacticidae
Product: zinc finger protein 62 homolog
Exons: 1
Coding region: 403-2460 (685 amino acids)
Source: RefSeq, a predicted model, not a curated record